AUGACUACCAACAAUACUAAAACGCCAACACAUGCAUCAAAUGUCUACUUAUUCAAGAAUGGUUAUGGAAUGAUUGUUAAAACAUUUGAAUUUCCUCCAACUGAAGGAAAUCAUAGCAAAUCUAUAGAACUUCUGGAUCCACCAUCGAAUCCUGUACACGGAACAUUUUGGAUACAAUCAUUAUCAAAUAAUACUUCAAUCAGUGCUAUACGUACAAAAAAGACACAUACAUUUGUUGAUAAAGAUUGUUGUUCUGUAGAAGAUUUACUUAAAGUCAAUAUUGGACAAGACAUUCAAUUACUUGUUAGAAACGAUGGAUCCAAAAGCACGGAAUGGAUAUCUGGUAAAAUAAAAUCUGUAAAACAAAAUCAAUUGAUAUCCGAUGAUGAAGAUAAUGAUACAGAAGUUGUUCAAGGAAGAGGUAUUGGAGAAGGGCAUGCUACUCAAAUCUCGGCCAGUCCAUUAACGACUUCCAGUUCGUUGCCUUGCAUUCAACAAAGCAAUUUUAUCUUACUUGAAACGACGGACAAUGAUCUAAUGGCAUUACCUAAAUCAUCUAUCCAAUCGAUCAGAGGUGCUUCACUUACGACAACGUAUCAACGUAAAGUCUUCAAAAAUUGCCUAUCGAUUGAUUAUAAAAAUCAAUCAGAAUCUAGUGAUGCAGGUUUAAUGAAAUAUCUGACAUAUGGUAUUACAUGGGCACCUUCAUACAAUUUGAUACUUUUAUCAUCACAGGAUCCUUCCCUAAAAAGACUCCGUCUGUCGUCGAAAGCUGUUAUUUUAAAUGAUAUUGAAAAUAUGAAUGUUGAUAAUUUAUUCUGUAUUGUUGGAUUUCCAAAUGUAUCAAAGUUCGCUUCGGUUACUGAUCCUAUUAUUAGUGGAGACGAUGUGAAAACUUUUCUCGAACGACUACAACAAUGUGAGAUUGAAAGUGCACGACCAAAUUAUAAUAGUUUUGCAAAUGUCGCGUCGAAUUCUGUUAGGAUGCAACAAAUGGUUAUGCCAAUGUCAUCAAGUACUAGUCAAGUACCUGACGAUAGCCAACAAGAUACACAUGUUGAUGAUCUUCAUUUAUAUGAAUUUAAAAAUAUUUUAUUACAAAAGAAAGAACGUCUUAUGUUACCUAUUUUCGAUAUUGAAAUACCUUAUAGAGAUGUUUAUCAUUGUAAAAUCGGUACAGCAAAAUCAACAAACGACUAUUACGGAUACGAGAACAAAAAUGAUUUCGAAGAAGUUUGGCAUAGUGUUGAAUUUGAUAAUGUAUCCGAUUUUGUUUGGACAACAGCACCCAUCGUCAUUACGAAAGGUCAAUUAGAACAACAAUUUAUUGGUCAAGAUAAAUUAACAUAUACAUUAAAAGGAUCAACAACUUUUGUUAAUUUAACCAAAGCUCUCGAUGUUCGAAUACAAUUAGAUGAAAAAGUGUCGAGUGCAAAUUCAUCACGAUUCGUUCUUUCUCGUGUCAAUUAUCAAACGGAUCAGAUCGAAGGGAAAAUACUAGUAAUGAAUUACAAAUCGGAAGAAGUAGUAGUAGUGAUCAAUACGAUACUUGUGGGUAAAAUGAGCAACUAUUCAAUUGCACCAAAAAAAGAUGCAGUAAAGACUGAUGGAGAUGUGGCCAAUCAACGACAUGAUAUACGAUGGGAAAUUACUGUUAAACCGAAACAAACACUAGAGAUUAAAUAUGUUAGAUCAUUUAACAAACGAAUAUAA
Messenger RNA from Rotaria socialis, 1713 nucleotides. Lineage: Eukaryota; Metazoa; Rotifera; Eurotatoria; Philodinida; Philodinidae. The record is from the annotation of a GenBank genome assembly.